UCUCCCCGCCCCAUCCCAUCCCGGCUCUCCUCGCCGGCUGCGCGGUCCUGCUGCCGUCUCCCGUCUCAGCCGCGGCUGCUCCAGCCCUUCCCUUGCCCCGCUGACGAUCGGGCAGCGCUGGCAGCUCCGCUCCCUCUCCGGCUCCGCGGCCAUCCCGGAGCUCCCCGGGCGCUGGCGGCCGCUGCGCGCAGGCAGCGCGGUGCGCUCAGCCUCCCGCCCCGCCGCAUCCCCGGCGUGCCCGCGGAGCCCCCGGGCAGCCGGCGGCAUGUCAGCCGUGCGCAGGAAGUUUGGGGACGAGUACCAGGCCGUGGGCCUCGCUCGCUGCAGCGCCCGCAGGGAGCGGCAGCGCUUCGUGGACAAGAACGGGCGCUGCAACGUGCAGCACGGCAACCUGGGCGGCGAGAGCAGCCGCUACCUCUCCGACUUCUUCACCACGCUGGUGGACCUCAAGUGGCGCUGGAACCUGCUCAUCUUCCUGCUGACCUACACGGUGGCCUGGCUGGUGAUGGCCUCGAUGUGGUGGGGCAUCGCCUACCUGCGCGGGGACCUGCAGCAGGCGCACGGUGACACGUACAGCCCGUGUGUGGCCAACGUGUACAACUUCCCCUCCGCCUUCCUCUUCUUCGUGGAGACCGAGGCCACCAUCGGCUACGGGCACCGCUACAUCACGGAGCGCUGCCCCGAGGGCAUCGUGCUCUUCCUCUUCCAGUCGCUGCUGGGCUCCGUCGUGGACGCGUUCCUCAUCGGCUGCAUGUUCAUCAAGAUGUCGCAGCCCAAGAAGCGAGCCGAGACGCUCAUGUUCAGCCGUGCCGCCGUCAUCUCGCAGCGCGAUGCCAAGCUCUGCCUCAUGUUCCGUGUGGGCAACCUCCGCAACAGCCACAUGGUGUCUGCCCAGAUCCGCUGCAAGCUGAUCAAGUCCAGACAGACACCAGAGGGAGAAUUUCUGCCACUGGACCAGUGUGAACUGGAUGUUGGAUUUGGAACUGGAGCUGACCAGCUGUUUUUGGUUUCCCCUUUAACCAUCUGCCAUGAAAUCAACUCAGAGAGCCCCUUUUUCUGCCUCUCACAAAGAUCACUGAGGAGUGAGCAGUUUGAAAUCGUCGUCAUCCUCGAGGGGAUCGUUGAGACCACUGGAAUGACGUGCCAAGCCAGGACCUCCUACACAGAAGAUGAAGUCCUGUGGGGUCACAGGUUCCUCCCAGUCAUGUCUCUGGAAGAUGGCUUUUUCCGUGUCGAUUAUUCUCAGUUCCACGCCACCUUUGAAGUCCCCACUCCUCCUUACAGUGUUAAAGAGCAAGAAGAAAACCUGUCCCUGUCAUCUCUCUUGAAUAGUCCUUUGGAUAAGAAAAGCAGAAGAGAGCAGGUUUGUCCUCUUGACUGUGCUGAUGUUCCAGGAGAGAAGAACAAGCUCCCUGCUAAACUUCAGAAGAUCAGCUCGAGGAAGGAAGGCCUUCCUCCAAGAGCCCUGAGAAUGAGUUCCAGUAACACAGAGAAGACUUUCAGUACUGGAGAUCUCUUGAAAAUUCAAGAAAUAAGUCCCAUCUCUGAUGGUGAAGACAGUGAUAACAGGAAGCAGCUGAAAGCCUUAAAUGCCAAGGCUCUGACUCACUCUACCAGUGAGCUCGAGCUACAGAAGGAUUUUCCAGGUAUGGGUGCUCUAGAGGUGAAAUUGGAAGAUAAUUUUCCUGCCAAACUUUGAAAAAUGAACUCCGAUCGCUUCUUCUAAGAGCUGGAGAAACAGAAGUUGUUGCUGAUAAAAGUGCAUUUGAGACUGCUGCCCUGGAGGAGUUGUUUCACAGUAAAGUCACAACUUGGCUUUGCUGCUUUCAGGAAGAAUGAUCCUUUUUGUAUAAUUGUUCUGUACAGAUCCAAUCUAGGUACCAUAACAGGACUUUGAGGGACAGUAUGGUUACCCUGUCAUGCCAAAGAGAUUCCUGCCCUGAUGAUGCUUGUCAGCAUGCUCAUUGCAAAUCUGCCCUGUCUUCUCUGUAUGCAGAUGCUUUUCACAAAGCAAGGAUCACAUCCUUAGUCACAGAGAUGGAAGCAAGAAGGGUGAAACAGCAGCUGGAACCUGGUUUUGUGCAGCUCAAGUCCUGGACUGCUCCUGAUGGGCAGCACAGCAGAACACAAGAGGAAUAUGUGACUGCUCAGUCCCAGUCCAGUUGUCACUUUGGAAAGAGGCUUUCCUGGUCCAUCCUUCUCUCCCAGUGACUGUGGCACGUUCCCUGUGUGCUCUCAGUGUCUCAUCCAUGGUCAGUCAGGUGGAGGAAGCAGUGUGCAAUAACAUUUGGGUCAUUUGGCCCACAUGAGCUCUCCUAAACAUGAGGAUCUUUAUCCUGUCCAAAAUUAGACCUCAGCAUUUGAUUUGGUGGGUCACAUGCUGAAUUUAAUGGCCAUAUCACCACUCACUGUGAAGCAAACUUGAGAUCAGUAGCUCAGCUUCUUGGCAUGUUUUAUACUGCAACUAAAUGACAUUUCUGUUUGGAGACAUUGUAAGUAAAUAAAUAAAAGCUAAGUGCUAAAUAAUGCUCUGUCAUUACACAUCUCAGAGUUUUACUAAUGAAUGGUAGUCUUUGAUGUUGCUAAUUUUUAUUUUAUUACAUUUGCCUUUUCCAUUUGUAUAUGAUUCUCAGUAAUUUUGUAGAUUUGAUAUUUAUUGCUAUUCAGCUCAAUCCACCUCUGUCUGUGAGAGGGGAUUUUUAUUUCCUGGUUGGUAGUAAUUAUAAACACACCCUGCUGUUUUGUGAACAGUGUUCAGUAGCUCAGCAUACAUCACCAGAGCACUCUCCAGCAGAAGGAUCCAAUUCUGCUCUUGUUACAUGGACAAAAUUCAGUCAAAUUUAAAAGGGGUGGCAGUGGCCAUAUUGUUUGGCAAAGCGUUCCUUGAUGGUAAAAUGAUGUAUGCAAGCUAGGGAUAGCUUGGCUUGCAGAACCCUCUAUUUCUUGCUUUUGAUCAGUGGGAAAGAGGAAAAUGCUAUUUAAUGCAGGGAUAAGAUGUGCUGCUUGUUGUUGUUUAUCUGUUCUCAUGAAUUUCAACAAUAUAUAUGUGCUAAAAUCUGUAUUUUCAUUUAUCAACUGUAUUUGUAUGGAGUACUUAGAUGACAGCAUGAAGUCUUAAAUGAUGAUGACUCUCUCUACUCUCCAGAACUGCCAGAAUUAGUGUAGAAUAAAAUUACAUCCACCUCA
Passer domesticus (house sparrow) is the source of this 3186-nucleotide messenger RNA. RefSeq names its product G protein-activated inward rectifier potassium channel 1-like. Gene Ontology annotation, cellular component: plasma membrane. Gene Ontology annotation, biological process: regulation of monoatomic ion transmembrane transport; potassium ion import across plasma membrane. NCBI's taxonomy places the organism in Eukaryota, Metazoa, Chordata, Aves, Passeriformes, Passeridae. Gene Ontology annotation, molecular function: G-protein activated inward rectifier potassium channel activity. The record is from RefSeq and is a predicted model, not a curated record. Bases 266 to 1699 code for a protein of 477 amino acids. The transcript is spliced from 3 exons.